Molecule: messenger RNA, 705 nt
Organism: Entamoeba invadens IP1
Lineage: Eukaryota; Evosea; Mastigamoebida; Endamoebidae
Product: DnaJ C terminal region domain containing protein
Exons: 2
Biological process (GO): protein refolding
Cellular component (GO): cytosol; cytoplasm
Molecular function (GO): Hsp70 protein binding
Source: RefSeq, a predicted model, not a curated record
AUUGCUUGUCAUGUAAUGGAAAAGGAUACAUCUAUACGUCGGGACGAACAAGACCGGGGUCGUAUUAUCAAUGCAACAAAACGUGUAGCAAGUGUAAAGGAAAAGGAAAGUAUCUUCCCGAACGAGAGAAGUAACUUUGUUGUGAAACUGCAAGUCGGAGAACACAACGGUGGGUAUCAAGUGUUAAAAGGACAGGGAAAUCAAUACCCCGGACAAGAGGCGGGGGACAUCAAAUUCAAAUUUGUGGAGCAGAGACAUCCCGUUUUCAGAAGAAGCGGAAACGAUUUGUAUAUGGAAAAGACAAUUGGACUUGGACAGGCACUCACUGGUUUAUCUUUUGUGGUGAAACAACUAGACGGAAGAGAGUUACUUCUCGGUUAUAAUGAUGUGAUCCAACCAGAGACAACACUUGAGGUAAAGGGGGAGGGAUUCAUUCAACCAUUAUCGUCAACACGGGGAGAUCUGUUCAUCAAAUUCACGGUAAUCUUCCCAAAGAUAGAGGAAAUUCAGAAAAACUUAGAAGAGCUUAAAAAGGUGUUGCCAUUUACUGAAGGAAUGGUAACGCGAACGGGAAAUCAAACACCAUUAUUAAUGACUCGUUCGACGAACAAAGGAUUCCCAGAACAGAAAAAGAACGAAAAGCGCAAACAAAAGAAGAAACACUACGACUUCUUUGAUUUGGAUGGGGACAGUAUUUUCUAUUGA